UAUAAAUUGAUUAUCAUAACAUAUCAUUUUUUGGAUACGUUGCAAUUUAUACUAAGUAUUUUAAUACUUUUUAAAAAAUGUCAAUGCACGCAACACCGAUACUCUACUUAAACAUGGGUGGUGAAAUGCUGUAUGUUUUACGACAAAGACUGAAAGCUCAAAAGGUCGACAUCGACAAAACUGUGCAAGUAUUAAAUGAUGUAACUGCGGCUUUACUCAACGUCACAGCACUUUCUUCGGUAUUUAAAAAAAGCCCAGUUAUAGCUGUAGCAUCAUUACGUCCUACUUUAGAAUGUGCUGCUUUAUCCUCUAUUAUGAGAUUGGAUAAUAGUAGUAUGGAUAAGUUAUUUGACCUAAUGACAAUGAUGGUGAAAUAUCAAUUGAGUGUGGUCACUGGUCCAAGAGAAGUCAUUCUUCUUACAUUAAAUCAUAUAGAUGCAAUGCGUGACAUGGUUAGUAAUCCAACUGGACAAGAAUGUGUUGCAUUGGUACAUCAGAUGGUUGUUGAUUUUUAUAGUGACUUAACUUUUGAUGAAGUUUGGAAAACAAGAUACGAUUGUCUCCAAGAAUUAGAACCAUAUCGUGUAAGGGUUUCUAUUCUUUUAAGACUUGGUUUACAGAAUGAAGAUACUAGUUUUAAUUUAACACUGAAUAAGUAUGAUGAAAAGUAUGAGGAACAUAGACAUAUAUUAGCCAAUCAGAAAAUAAAAGAUGUAAAUCUCAAUCAGAAUUGUAAAGGUUCCUUUCAACUUUUCGGUGAUCGCGAAACAUUAUUGGGAAGAAAUAUAUACUCUUCUACAUAUGGAAUGACAGAAAAAUUAAAACCAAAGCAACAUGAUUCGAAUUUUCUGAAAGAUUGUGGCACUAAAGCAGAACUUGGAAUGUUAGCUACUCAAUUAGGAACAGAAGAGACUUAUGAGAGACCUUUUACUUUGAAUUUAUUUUCCAAUGAAGAAGAAACUUCAAAUAAUAAAAAUAAGUGUAAUGUUGAUAAAAAUAACUUUGAAAGCAGAGAAUUAGAAGUUGAGAAAACAAAGAUAAAUGAAGACUAUAAAAAUAAGCUUGAUAAUGUUUAUGCAGAUUUUCGUGAAAAUGAACAGGAGAAAGUGGCACGCAGUAUGGAUCUACUUGAUCUGCUUGAUGAAAUCGAAUAACGUACUAAUUCAUCAAAAUAUUAUCUGAAAAAAUAAUUGCUUCAUAUUUCUUUUCAAUGCACUUAACAGAUAAAUAUAUAUGCAAUAUAAUUUGCACCUCAUUCAGUGAUAUAAUAUUUUUAACUCCAUACAAUAUACAUUCAUAUCAAUGAUAUAUUCGUACCAUUGAAAAUAUAUUAAAUGCAUAAAUAAUUCUUUAUAAAUCAUUAUAACUAAUUUUAAGUCUUAGUCAUAUCCAAAAUGUAUUUUACUCCAGUUUUACCACUAAUAUUGAGUGCAUUUGCAAUAGCUUCUUGAUAUUGAGAGAAAGGUACAAGUUUGUAUGGUGGAGCUUGUAAUUUUUUAUCUCUAAAAAAAAUUGUUAAUUCAUCA
Vespula vulgaris is the source of this 1526-nucleotide messenger RNA. RefSeq names its product protein OSCP1 (gene OSCP1). The transcript has 4 exons. The record is from RefSeq and is a predicted model, not a curated record. Gene Ontology annotation, biological process: transport. Gene Ontology annotation, cellular component: cytoplasm; plasma membrane. NCBI's taxonomy places the organism in Eukaryota, Metazoa, Arthropoda, Insecta, Hymenoptera, Vespidae. Bases 78 to 1154 code for a protein of 358 amino acids.